Cydia strobilella is the source of this 2134-nucleotide messenger RNA. RefSeq names its product nuclear migration protein nudC (gene nudC). Gene Ontology annotation, biological process: protein folding. The coding region runs from base 188 to 1171 and encodes 327 amino acids. The transcript has 9 exons. Gene Ontology annotation, cellular component: cytoplasm. The record is from RefSeq and is a predicted model, not a curated record. Lineage: Eukaryota; Metazoa; Arthropoda; Insecta; Lepidoptera; Tortricidae.
AGUAUUAGCUUGACGCAUUGAAAAACAGAGCAACGCGGUAACCGGUAACUACGUUUUGCAAACAAAACAAAAAGCCAAUUUAAUCUUCAUUACAGAGCGAUUUCUUUGUAUAGAAAACACUAAUAACGUCCUUUGUUUCAACAUUGAGUGGAAUUUCUAGUGACAAAAGUCAGGCAGUUUUAUUGAAAUGGCUAACGAUCCCGAAAGGUUUGAUACUAUGCUGCUGGCGAUGGCCCAGCAGCACGAGGGCGGUGUUAAAGAUCUUCUUCACACCAUUGUCAGUUUUCUUUCAAGAAAAACUGACUUCUUUACUGGAGGAAAAGAUGGAGAGUGGGAAAAGGUGGUUAAAGAUACUUUCUAUGCCCACGCAACAAAAGCUAAGGAGGCAGCAGAUAAAAUCAAGAAAGAAAAAGAGGAAGAAGCAAAGAGACUGAAAGAUAUACAGGCAAAGAAAGAGAAGGAGCGUCUUGUACAAGAUUUCGAGCCAGCUAAUGUUGUAGAGCUUACUGACCAAGAGGCUGAUAAAAUGCAAGCUGAUAUAGACAUAGAAAAGAACAAAACAAAAGAGGUAGGAAGUGGCGAUGGUGGUGAAAGCAGCACUGAAGCCGAGAAACCCGCCGAAGAAGAAGAUGAUGACCCCAAAGAAAAAGGCAAGCUGAAGCCGAACGCUGGCAACGGUUGCGAUCUGGAGCACUACCGGUGGACACAGACUUUGGAAGAGGUUGAGCUGCGAGUCCCACUCCGGCAGGUGCUGAGACCCCGCGACCUUACCGUGGUGAUCUCCAAGAAGCAUCUCAAAGUGGGCAUCAAAGGCCAGCCGCUGAUCAUUGACGGGGAAUUAGACGCCGAAGUUAAGAUAGAGGAAUCCACGUGGGUGCUUCAAGAUGGACGCAACCUGCUUGUUAACUUGGAAAAGGUGAAUAAAAUGAAUUGGUGGAGCAGAUUAGUCACGACAGAUCCUGAAAUUUCUACGAAGAAAAUUAACCCAGAGCCGUCUAAACUUUCUGAUCUGGAUGGAGAGACCCGCGGGCUAGUCGAAAAGAUGAUGUACGAUCAGAGACAGAAGGAAAUGGGGCUCCCCACCAGCGACGAACAGAAGAAACAAGAUGUACUCAAGAAAUUCAUGGAACAACAUCCAGAGAUGGACUUCUCGAAGUGCAAAUUUAACUAAUUUAAGUUUAUAUUAUAGUGUCUUAUAUUUAAGCUCAUUUUAUAUUUUUGUUCGUCAUAACAUAUGGCGCAUGGUUUAAGCCUUUUAAUGUCAUACCUGGGCAUUUUCACUUAAAAGUGUACCAUUUUUUUUUUUCGAAAAUCGUUCAAGUUGUGGGUUAUUUCUACUCAGAAUCACGAGGACUAUCGAUUUAAAAAGAAAAAAAAUAUAUGUCCCCAGAAAAAUGACAGUUUUCAUUUUCACAUGGUAUGGGCCGUUACAAAACUGACACACAAAAUUUGUAUGAAAAACUGGGGACACUUUUUUUUUGUCUCUUUCAAUAGUACUGGUGAUUCUGAGCCUAAAUAACCCAAAAGUUGAUGGUUUCUCAAAAAAAAGUAAAUGGUACCAUUUUUUUCUGAAAACACCCACCUAAAUAAAUGUUUCGUUCCUUAUCGCAUUAAAAAUACGUUAUUGGAAUUAAAUGAUACUUAACUCAAUUUAAGAUUGUCCUAAUGGCUUGCUUGUAAAUUAUGUCUGAGAAUUAUUUUUAGUUUUCAUUUGGAAAUGUAACCACAAUAAGCAAUUACGAGAUUAUAUCCAAUGUUGGAGUUGGGCGGUUGAAUACAAGCGUUUUUUUUGCGUGUAUAGGUAUGGUAGUUUCGUAAUUUCGCUAUAUAUGCUACAUUUGGCCUGUACGCGCCUCGAAAAACGAGCUUAUACGUGCGUAUAAAACGCUAGUCUGUAACCGCCCUAAGGGUCAUUUCAAUUACUAAAUUGUGCUAAGCUUUGCCAUAUAAGCGGACUAAACUCAUCUGGUUCUAAUCUAAUGUAUUAACGUAUUUAUACUUGCUAUUGUGUUAUAUUCAGUUUUUUUUAAAUAUAUAUUUAGGGAACUAAAAUCUUUAGCAAUUUAACCUAGCAAACAUGUUGUCAUUCCGAUUGAUACUUACCGAUUACUUGAAAUAAACUCUUCAAGAUACA